Messenger RNA from Notolabrus celidotus (New Zealand spotty), 3755 nucleotides. Its product is annotated as calpain-1 catalytic subunit-like. The transcript is spliced from 23 exons. The record is from RefSeq and is a predicted model, not a curated record. Gene Ontology annotation, cellular component: cytoplasm. Gene Ontology annotation, molecular function: calcium-dependent cysteine-type endopeptidase activity; calcium ion binding. Lineage: Eukaryota; Metazoa; Chordata; Actinopteri; Labriformes; Labridae. Bases 432 to 2537 code for a protein of 701 amino acids. Gene Ontology annotation, biological process: proteolysis.
GUGCAAACAAACAGAACUCUGCUACAUUAUUAAUGGAGUCCGUCUCCACCAAACUCAUGUCGAAUCAGCUGAAGCAUGCUCGGUGACUACCUGUGGGGGUGCAGGCUCUCAGAGAGGCCGAUCGGUAAUGUAGAGACGUAAAGAUAGCAUGAAAUGGUCGUUAAAUAUCAGGAGUUAAGCUCUCACUCACCUUCGUAGUCCAGCCUGUGCAUGCACUGAUAAUCUACCUCAAUCCGCUGCUUUCACCUGGAGACACCCAGACUCCCGCGUGCACACACGCCCCCCCGCAGAGUCUCUGCACACACACAGACACAACCAGUAAACUCUCACCUCACCUAACCUGCCUCACAGUGGAUGUUUCUGUGUGUAACUCUGCCACCUAGUGGACGACAGAAGACUGACACCACCUGAAGUGUUCAGACGGUGAAAGAAUGCCUGCCCCGGGUGUGUGUAUGAACAUCAUCAAUGCACGUCGUAAGAAAGACGGAUAUGGGACCCCCAUGAACCCUGAGAAGUUCCUGAACCAGGACUACGAGCAGCUGAAACAGUACUGUCUCGCCCGGCGCAUCAGAUACAUCGAUGACAUGUUCCCCCCCGACAAGAGGUCCAUCGGUGAAGGGAUCCUCAGCCCUGCUGACCUGGUCCGAGUUAAGUGGCUGAGACCGAUGAAACUUGUCAACAAUCCAUUUUUUACGGUUGAUGGCAUAUCCAGGUUUGACUUUGGUCAAGGCAUGGUUGGAAACUGCUGGCUCCUCGCAUCCAUCGGGGCGCUGACUUUCCAGCCUGCUAUCUUUGAACAAAUCGCUCCUCUUAACCAAAGUUUUGAUGACGACUACUGCGGGCUGUUCCACUUCAGGUUCUGGAGAUUUGGAAGAUGGGUGGAUGUUGUUAUUGACGACAAGCUACCAACAAUUGAUGGCAGGCUGAUCUUUGUUCACUCCAAAGACCCGACCGAGUUCUGGCCUGCUUUGCUUGAGAAGGCGUAUGCAAAAGUGUGUGGUUCUUAUGACGACAUGAGCGCUGGAACUCCCUCUGAGGCUCUGGUGGACUUCACUGGUGGUGUCCACAUCUGUCUCCAGCUGUCAGAACCUCCUCCAAAUCUGUGGGAGCUGAUGUGCAGAGCCGGUCAGGCAAAGUCUCUGAUGGGUUGUGGUACACAUCAGGGGGAGACGUCUGCAAACACUGUCCUACAGAAUGGACUGGUCCAAGGUCACGCCUAUGCUGUCACUGGCGUGAAGCAGGUGAUUAGCCAAGGGAAACCUGUGAGACUGGUGCGCUUGUGGAAUCCCUGGGGUCAAGGAGAAUGGAAAGGAGACUGGAGUGAUCGCUCCUCUUUGUGGCAAACCAUCAGCCCUCAGGAUCGGCAACAGUGCCUCUCUGUGGAUGAUGAUGGAGAGUUUUGGAUGACUCUGGAAGACUUCUGCAGGUUCUACUCUGACCUCGACAUCUGCUGCAAGUGUCCGGACUUCCUGGACGCAAGCUCUUCAUGCCACUGGAAGACGUCCGUUUAUGAAGGACGAUGGGUCGCAGGAACCACCGCGGGAGGAUGCUUGAAUAAUCCCGCGAGCUUCUGGACCAAUCCACAGUACCGGGUGAAGGUUGAGAAGGUAGCUGGUGGAUGCUCUAAGACACAGGGUGAGGACAGCAUGCUGGUGUCUCUCAUGCAGAAGCCCGACAAGAGAAACAGACGCCUGGUUGAAAACCUCCACAUUGGAUUUUCUAUAUUUGAGGUGAUGGAUGAAAAUGAAGCCCACGACGGGAAGUUCCCGGCCUCUUUCUUCAGCAGAAACAAAGCUGUGGCAGGAUCCAAAAAAUACAUGAACGGGCGCGAGGUGAUGGAGUUAGUGGCUCUGGAGCCAGGUGAAUACCUGAUCGUCCCAUCCACCUUCAGUCCCAAUGAGACCGCAUCCUUCCUCCUGACCAUCAUCUCCAAAGCCGAGACCCACGUCCAUGAAAAUUCAGGAGGCCACAACCACGAACAUAUGGAAAAGAUGGUAACAGAGCCCACUCCGGUCCAAAACAGCGCAGAUGAUGAAAAAAAGAGAACCUUGUUCCGUCAGUUCUCCGACAAGUAUGAAGAGGUGGAUGCUGAGCAGCUCCAGAGAGUUCUGAAUGACAAUCUCCUGAAAGGAGACUUGAAAACUGGAGGCUUCAGCAUUGAAUCCUGUCGCAGCAUGGUUGCUCUGUUUGAUACGUCAAUCACUGGAAAACUGAAUGGAGAGGAAUUUGUUCGUUUGUGGAAGAAGAUCAUCACAUACAAGGACAUUUUCUACCGAACCGAUGUGUCCCAAACAGGAACCCUCUCACUGAGCGAGCUUCGGAAUGCUCUCAUGGCGUCAGGAAAGAACAUCAGCGAUGAUAUGCUGAACCUGAUGGCUCUGCGUUACGGCUCCUCCUCUGGACAGAUGACGCUGGAGAACUUCAUCAGUCUCAUCCUUCGAUUCGACUGCAUGUAUCAAAUCUUCAGCCAGUUGUCGGACAGGACGGCUCUGACUCUGCGUCAAAAAGAGUGGCUGUACCUGACCAUGUACACCUAGCCUGACAGAGGAUGAUCAGCAGGAUGCUUUUGGGGUAAACCCACAGAUGAUGUGAAAACAAAAUAAUGAGAAAUUCUUCUUCUGCAAAUGAGCUGUCACUCUGUCUGAAACUACAGAGCAGUUAUUCAUAUUUUGGGUUUGGGGUGUGUUUGGGGUGUGUGUCCAUGUCUCGUGUCUCUUUCUUUAUGCAUGCAAAAUGUAGUUGAACCACUGGCUGGAACAUGUAGAGUGCAGCUGUCAUAGUGUAAUUAAAUUGAAUCUGCUACACUAACAAAAUCAUAAUGUAGGACUGUGUCUGAUCAGGAUGUGUUCACCAUCUAUGUUGUUGAAGAGAACAUGUGGGUCUCUCUGCUGCCCUUUACACCUGGCAUCAACAUGUGGUGUCAGUGACCGGAUCACACGAGGGCAGCCUGAUCUACGGGUGUAAACACAUCUUGGUGGUUCUGAUUUAGAUCUGAUCACUCAGGCCACAUAUGGAAGUGGUCUUGGGGGGAUUGUCCAUAGGGUCAAGUGACAUCCUCAACAAUAUUCCCCAAGAGGAGAGGACGCCUUCAUAAGUUCAGACUAAUUAGCACACCAAUGUCAACAAUGUCCUCCAUGAAGCAACAACAACCCUGUUGUCCUAUCAUGUUCACUGGAGACACAUGUUAAUGUAAAGUGUGAAGGCUUGCACUCAGUGCUGCCCUCUGGUGUUGUGAUCAUUAAAAGCACGUUAGUACCAGGUAGGAAGGAGGGCUCUGAUGCUUCAUUGCUCCUGUUUGGGUUAUAGAAUUUCAUUUGUCUGUUAUGUUGUUGGAUAGAUCAUAUACCUAGAUCAGUUUACCUAUGGGCUCCAGGGGAUGAAGGGUACCAAGUUGUUGUUUUGUUGUUUUUUUACUUACCUUAAAGACUGAACAGAAUAAAUGCUCAAUCAAACUCCAUAUCAGAUACAUUUUCUGUGCUUUGUUUAUUCAUCUUUGUGCUCUCGUUGUUCUUUAUUUGAACGAUAUAGAGUAUUUACUAUAAGACACCUUCCAUGUAACAUCUGGGUUAUAAUACUGAUGUCUGAGCUGUAACUUCUAUCCAACAGGCGGGAUCAAUCUAAUGCAGGUGUUUUAUUCACUCUCUGACCCUCUACACAAUGCUUCAGUUGUUUGUUAGCUGAAUACAAAUUUGAUUAGCAAUUCUUUCCUUCACUGAGAAUUUUGUGUAAUAUUUUUAAAGCCUUUACAAACUCUA